AUGGCUCCUCAUGUAGGGUUUGACAGUGGCCAGAUCAGGGACAAGGCCCGAAAGGACCUCCUGUAUCUCCUCGAGGGCGUGCGCGGAAAGAAGAACAUAGUCCUUGAGAAGUGCCUUGCAGGCCCGGUAGGGACCUUUGUCAAGGUUUCGACUCUGCAAGACUACGGGGUCGACAAGUUCUUUUUCCUCGAGAACAAGAACGCCGACACCAGCCAGCGUAAUGUAGUCUUCAUCGCCCGCGGCGAAUGCGGCCGCCAUGCUCAGACAAUUGCCGACCAGAUUCGUCGACUCCAACGUGAGAGCCAAACUGGCCAUGAGUUCCACAUCUUCUGGGUGCCGAGACGGACGCUGGUGUCGGACAAGCUCUUAGAGGAGGCCGGCGUCCUCGGCGAUGUCAAUAUUGCAGAGCUUCCACUAUACUUUUUCCCCUUGGAGAACGAUGUUCUCUCGCUCGAACUCGAGGAUUCGUUCCAAGACCUAUACCUGUCCAAGGAUCCGACACCUACCUUUCUCCUUGCCAAAGCCCUGAUGGAGGUCCAACAGAAGCACGGCCUGUUCCCACGCAUGAUCGGCAAAGGCGACAACGCGAAGCGUGUAGCUGAACUGCUUUCACGCAUGAGGCAGGAACUCCUCGCUGGCGAGGAUGCGCACGAAACCAACAGGGUCGGUCUGAGCCCAAGUACCACCAUGGAGAGCGUCAUCAUAAUCGACCGCGAGGUCGACCUCGUCACCCCGCUACUAACUCAAUUAACAUACGAAGGCUUGAUAGAUGAAGUAUUCGGUAUUCAGAACAACCAGACUGAGGUGGACUCAACUAUCGUCAGCGCCUCAUCUCAAUCCGCUUCGCAGAGCACAUCAAGCGCAGUCGACACCGAUACGCAGUCAAGGAAGCGAAAAGUCCAGCUUUAUUCUUCUGACAAGCUCUUUGAGCAGCUGCGAGAUACAAAUUUUGCCAUUGUCGGAACCCUACUCAACAAGGUCGCUCGACGUCUGGCAAGCGAUUACGAGAGCAGACACAACACAAAAACCACAGCCGAGCUGAAGGCUUUUGUACAAAAACUGCCCGGUUAUCAAGCCGAGCAAGCGAGCCUACAUAUUCAUACCGGAUUGGCCGAAGCGAUCAUCAAGUACACGAGGACGGAUGAGUUUAGCAGCCUCUUGGAGGUGCAACAGAAUCUCGCUGCUGGUGCAGAUCCGUCGACUCAAUUUGAAGCGAUUGAGGAGUUGAUCGCUCGGGAUACGCCCUUGCCAGAGGUUCUUCGCCUGCUUUGCGUUUACUCAUGUAUCUCUGGCGGGAUUAAGACGAAGGAGUUUGACCACUUCCGGCGACUUGUCCUUGAAGGCUAUGGCUACCAGCACCUCCUCACGCUUCAGAAUCUGGAGAAGCUGCAGAUGUUUCUUUCACGAUCGUCGCCAUUAGCAUCGAUGAUUCCAAUGGCGGGCUCUGCCGGCACUACGGGCACCAAGACCAACUACACCUACCUGCGGAAGCAACUGCGACUGAUCGUGGACGAGGUGAACGAGCACGACCCGAACGACAUUGCCUACGUAUAUAGCGGAUACGCUCCCCUUUCUAUACGUCUCGUCCAGUGCAUCCUCCAGAAGCAAUACCUCCUGACAAUAACCAAAGGCAACGGUGUUACGGGGGGCACGCAGGGCUGGAGGGGGUUUGACGAAGCAGUCAAGCAUGCCCGAGGCCAAACAUUCGACGAGCUGCAGAAGGGUGAGGAUAAGGCCGUCAAGGCGCGGGCACUUUUGUCUGGCAAUGGCAACAAAAAGACCGUGUUUGUCGUUUUUGUUGGCGGCGUUACGUUCACGGAGAUUGCGGCUCUUCGCUUCAUUGCGAAGCAGGAGGAAGGUUGGUUCCCAAGCACGACUUUGUGA
Molecule: messenger RNA, 1884 nt
Organism: Thyridium curvatum
Lineage: Eukaryota; Fungi; Ascomycota; Sordariomycetes; Thyridiales; Thyridiaceae
Exons: 3
Coding region: 1-1884 (627 amino acids)
Biological process (GO): intracellular protein transport; vesicle-mediated transport
Cellular component (GO): fungal-type vacuole; CORVET complex
Source: RefSeq, a predicted model, not a curated record